This is a messenger RNA of Volvox carteri f. nagariensis, 4857 nucleotides long. RefSeq lists its product as uncharacterized. The coding region runs from base 1 to 4857 and encodes 1618 amino acids. Lineage: Eukaryota; Viridiplantae; Chlorophyta; Chlorophyceae; Chlamydomonadales; Volvocaceae. The transcript is spliced from 15 exons. The record is from RefSeq and is a predicted model, not a curated record.
AUGAUUCACCCCAGCGGACUGGGACUCGCAGUCGUGAGCGCCUGGGUACACUGGCCGGCGGGUUUCAUUUUAGAGGGACAAGUGCGUCGAACACGCACCUCAGUGCAGAUGCAGCACGGAUGCGGAGUGCUCGUCUGGAUCCGGGGCGCAGGGCUGCUGAACAACAACGGGACACCGCUGCACGAGCUGUUGCCCGUCAAGACCCGGACUACAGGGCUGCAGAGCAACUGCGCCGCCAAAAUCCGGAGCGCAGGGCUGCGGAGCAACUGCGCCGCCAAAAUCCGGAGCGCAGGGCUGCAGAACAGCAGCGUAACACCGCUGCACACGCACAGGCCCGUGAUCAGGCGAUUCCAGAAGGGCGCGUGCAGGAUUUGUCCGGUGGUCAACUUCCGGUGGAGCGACAGGUACCAUACGAAACACACCUGCAGCUUGCUAGCAGCAUGGCCGCUGCACUGCGUCGGCGCAUGCCUUCACGGGUGUGUGCCGUCUGCUCGGAGCAGUGUUCUGAAGACCAGUCGGCGCUUCAUGCUUGGGUGGACAUCCCCAACGUUGAUAUCCUACGUGCUGACAUCAUGUGCACUGCUGCCGUACCGCGUCAUGCGCGUACCCUGGCUUGGCGGCGCAUGCCCUGCACCGCCCAAGGUGCUGCACCACCACCGCCGGAUCCGGUUUUACCAGCACGGUAUCGUAUCAGCAGAUCCGAGCGUGGCAGUAGUGCUGACGCCGGCGCUGACGCCGAUCCAGCGGCAUUCGUGGAUGAAGAUGCGUUGGCGGUUGACAGUGAUGGUGCAGGUCAUGGGGCUAAUGAGCCGGAUUCACCGGCAGGUGUUGGUGGAGCAGUUGUUUGGCUUUGCACCUGGAGCAAUGCGGCAGACUGACCCUAACUGCUUCUGUGGGGUCGUAUUCGAGGUAGUCGUCAAGGUUGAACAGAGCGGGCGAUUGGCGCUACACUUGCAUGGAGUCGCACACCUCGAGUGCUUCGCACUGGACAACCUUCAGGCGUUAUUCUGUGGACCCAACUGCCGAGCUCUGGCGCUUGCAUACGCGCUGUGCGAAAUGUGGUACCCCUCCCCAUACUAUGCUCCGACACCGGACAGCGGGACACAGCCUCUGGUCAUGGGUAUGUCUGAUGCGGAAGCGCAGCAGCACGGUCUACCCGUGCCAGCAGUGCAGGCGGACUGCCCACCUGCAGCAUACAACUUCGAACGACUGGCGGGGUGUGCAAACGGCGGACUGCCACCUCCAUCGCGACAUACCGCCUGCCGUGCCCAUCACGCUGCCGUCAUACGCAGUACCCUCACCCACAGCCACAGUUCGACGUGCAAGCGGCAUGGCUGCCGCGGUACCGAUGACAGCUGCGGCAUGGCCUUUCCCCGACUCAUCCGCACAGCCUUUCAAUGGAUCGGUACCACCGGCCUAUUCUUGCUGCCCCGCCUGGCACCCAACCUCGUGCCACACAUGCCUGCCAUUGCCCUCGCCUUCGGCUGCAAUCAUUUGAUGUCCCUGGCCUGCGAAGUCGACCGGGAGUACACAGCUGACAUCGCUGCCCAACUAGCGCGUCCUCCCAACGAACACGAUGACUGCUCCCUCCUACAGCCCGCCAUCGACCGCGCCCGUGACGCCGCGUACUACAGCUCUAAGUACACUGCAAAGACGAUUGAACGCAGCCAGGUGCACCUCACAUGUGCCGCCGUGGGCCGUGUACAGGACUUCAUGAUGGCAGGUCACCGACCCAGCGCCACCGGUGAUGGACCCAGCACGUUCGGCAACCUGUGUACCGUGGUGCACCGCAUGACGGCCACUAUCACGGCUGGCAUGGCACUGGUCGCCUUCAAACUGUCAGGCCACGAUACGUUCCAAGCAACCUACAAACGCAACUACCUACCGAUAGGUGCCUUCACUGCACUGGCGUCCGAAUCCGCCGUAGAACCAGAAGACGCGGAAACUGGUGUGGAGCUUGUAGAGGCGGACGAGCAUGGCGACUACACCCUCACCAGCGUCGUACAGAACUACACGCAGCGUGGAGUGGAGCUGAGCGGCUUGGACUGCAGCGCCUACAGCAUCGCAUCCAACUUCGAGGUGAAACGUAUAACGCCCGCGCAGCACCCCCAUGCUGCCAUCCUCAGUGCCCAAGUCCUCCCUGUACCUGGCCGCCGCAAGCGCAAAGCCCCUGGCGCCGCUAUGACCCCUACUACUGACGCACCUCCCACCCCAUCUGGCACCCAGCCCACCGCCGCUAUGGCGUCCCCUGCGCCAGCUGGCCCAUCUGCAGAACAGCUGCCCACGAGCCCGAUGUCGACCAUACCUCCCAAGAAUGUGGCCUUCCAACCAACGCACCCGCUGUAUCUGACACACGUUCUUCAUCGCCUGGCGCAGCCGAGGUACGUUCUGCUGGGCGGUGCGCUGCCCCGCCGCCCGCAAGAAGGCAGCACCACCGCAGCCGCCGUCGCCUACUACGCAUUUGUCUUAGGCAUCUUCAAGGCUCACCGCGGCCAACCGGUGGCUGCCGAUCAGACGGUGAAAGAGGCGUACGAUGCAUGGUGGAUGGACCUGGGAUCCACCGAGGCAGGCCGAUCGUACAGAGCCUGUGUAAGUGUCCUGCUAGACAACAUCGAAGCAGAGCACCUCGCCAGCGCCCGGCGCCAGGCCGACUACAACUUGCGACGCCGCCAGCGCCGCGCCACUGCUGCAACUGCCGGUCUGGCCCCGGACAACAGUUCCAGCGACCCGGAUGAUGACGACCCGGAAGCUGCACGAGGCCGCCUCGAACCCGACCCCGCCACACAGCCGCCGCAAGAUGAUCAGGUCGAACGGUACGACUUUGUACCAGGCCAAGGCGACCCGACGCUAGGAAUCAACCUGUCCGAUGUCGCCCUGACGGACCUGUAUGACCGCACCACAGUGGAGGGCCUGUACACAUACGGUGCAGCUCGGCGUUGCCGUGUACUUCCUCUUCCCAAUGCCCUCGGUGCCAACACCAACCCCUUCAUCCGCCGUGUACGCACCACUGACAUCCCGCUGCUGAGCGAGGCUUCCAAGCGCCUGAAGCGCUACCUAGUCAUCUCCGAAGGCACCGCCACCAUGCCGACCACGACGGACCACACCCCCCAUCUUCGUUUGGAUCGCCACCCCGGCUACCCCCUCGUAGCGGUCAUCGUGACCGACACCCAGCAAACCAACCAUAUCACAGCGGGAAUGCCAACUUACCUACGUCUACCACAGCCACCGAGCAUCGACGACACCAUCGAGCUCUUUACCCUGGCGCCGGAUCAGGCCUCGUUCAAGGCCACCGCAAUCACGCGACCUGGCAGCUGGACCAGGCUCGCAGCCGCGGCGCGUCGGUUUGCGUUGCUCUAUAGUAUCGACCCACCGGACGCCAAGCGUCAGAGGCUGGACACGGCUGCGUCCCAGAGCAGCACGUCGACGGUCGGCCCUCCCGCCGUCGCCACGGAUUCAAGGAGCGUCACGUUUCAUGUGACGUUUACGGCCGGCCCCACAGAAACGAAUGAGGACCGCCUCUUUGCCGGCGCCCAGAGCCGCUACGGCAGCUUCAUCGCUGGCGUGAAUACCGCCGGCCAGGGGAUAGUAAUUAUGCAGAUUGACGAUGUCAUCCUCGGCAGGCUGGAGAGCAGCCACGCGUUCGGCCACCGCGUGACGUUCGCCAACGUGGAUGCAGCUUCCCUGCCGCCUUUCAUAACUUCUCGUUUCGCUGGGGUGACGGUGGGGCAGUUUAAAGUCUCCUCAGCGACGCGGAUUUCCGUGGAGCCCUCCUCCGCUGUCCCAAUGCUCUACAGCGCCAGGCUUCGGUUCCCCGUUUACGAUGUCGGCAGCGACAGGGCCCGCCCCGAAGACAAGCACGCGUCGGAUGGCAGCGCCCUCCUGCUCAUCCCACACGGCGGGAUGUUCCGGGGCGGGCCGUUCCGCAAGUUUAAGGCGUGGGUCGCGUGCGGCAACGUCGGCUCACUACCGGUCCUCCCGCUCGUCCUCACAAUCGGCAGCCGCAGUUAUCCGGUGUGCACCGACAGCAUCGCCGUCAUGCAACAGUUGCCGAACUACGACGAGUUCUUCGGCAGCGCCAGCUUCGCAGACGAUAAUGAUCGUAUGGCGUACACUGCUUACGACUCGUUCACCGUCACCGGUACCAUCACCACCAAGACAGAAGGGCUGGGUGCAUUCCGUGCACUUGUGGGUUCGACUCCCACACAAGUUGGCGGCGUCCCUCGCAUCUACACUGGUUUGCAUGUGUUGAAGCUGCUGCUCCGGCAAGCCUUCGUGCUGUUCUCUUCGCUGUCCUCCGUUAGGCGCGGCACCGUGGCUUCUGCCAUUCGCCGUGCACUCGACAGGUCAUGCGGUAUGGGCUCUGCUUGGUCGGCAACGAGGGCCCUAUUAACACACCGACGCGACGUACGAGCACCGCAGCAACACGUCGCCACGACGGAUAUCGUGCCAGUACACCGUCCUGUCGCCUACGCGGCGGUGCUGGCUGCUGCCGACCGAGCGACCGUGCAGGCACCACGGCUUCUGCCAUUCACCAUGCACUCGACAGCUAUGACCAACGCACCGAACACCAACACGGCCACACAACGUGGCAGCGAUAUCUCCCGCACGCCUCUGCACGUAUUCUUCUCACACAAUACUCAUCGUGUGGUGUACACUGCUUACAAGAUUGCCGCACUCAACACCAUCCACUGCCUGGUGUACUCACGCGUCAUGACGACAACGAUGCUCCCCUUCGUGCAUCCCUUGCACUUGAUGUUCACGCAGGAGCUGUACAACCUGCACACGUUCCCCUUCGAUGUGGCGGUGAAGAAGUGGCGUGAGGCCGUGGUCAAGGGGCGGUACCGCAUGAACGACUAG